CACAAGUUAUCAGGGAGGCAUCCGAAGGACCAGUCGUCUCCUCAUCUUUUCUGCCUCGCCGUAGACCCCGUCGCCCUUCCUGUAUGGUGGAUAUUAUUUUCAGCUCUUCUUUCUUGGGUGAUAUGGGGGAUCAUUCCAAAAAGAAGCCAGGAUUCGCGAUGUGUGUGGGAUGUGGAAGUCAGAUCCAUGACCAGUACAUUCUGAGAGUCUCUCCCGACCUGGAGUGGCACGCAGCCUGCCUGAAGUGCGCCGAGUGCAGCCAGUACCUGGAUGAGACCUGCACUUGUUUCGUCCGGGACGGCAAAACCUACUGCAAACGAGAUUAUGCUGUUUGGAAUAAAAUGCGCAAAAUGCAACCUGGGAUUCAGCAGCAGCGACUUGGUGAUGAGAGCCCGGGACAACGUCUACCACAUCGAGUGCUUUCGCUGCUCGGUGUGCAGCAGGCAGCUGCUGCCGGGGGACGAGUUCUCUUUGCGGGAAGACGAGCUGCUGUGCCGGGCGGACCACAGCCUGCUGCUGGAGAGGAGCUCGGCAGGAAGCCCCAUCAGCCCCGGACACAUGCACUCCAACAGAGCGCUGCACCUGGCAGCAGACCCGGUGACGGUGCGGCAGGCCCCGCAUCGGAACCACGUCCACAAACAGUCCGAGAAGACGACGCGGGUCCGGACGGUGCUGAACGAGAAGCAGCUCCACACGCUGCGGACCUGCUAUAACGCGAACCCGAGACCGGACGCGCUGAUGAAGGAGCAGCUGGUGGAGAUGACGGGCCUGAGCCCCAGGGUGAUCCGGGUCUGGUUCCAGAACAAGCGCUGCAAAGACAAAAAGAAGUCGAUCCUCAUGAAGCAGCUCCAGCAGCAGCAGCACAGUGAUAAGACUGUAAGCAUCUUCAACCUGCAGGGCCUCACUGGGACGCCUCUGGUGGCGGGGAGUCCUAUCCGACACGAGAGCACCGUGCAGGGGAACCCGGUGGAGGUCCAGACCUACCAGCCUCCGUGGAAGGCGCUGAGCGAGUUUGCCCUGCAGAGCGACCUGGACCAGCCAGCCUUCCAACAGCUGGUGUCUUUCUCUGAAUCGGGAUCUCUCGGGAACUCCUCGGGCAGCGACGUGACGUCUUUGUCCUCUCAGCUACCGGACACCCCCAACAGUAUGGUACCCAGUCCAGUGGAGACGUGAGACGGGGCCCCUGUGACCUGUUGGAUCCCCACUACACUUCCUGCAAGGACAGUUGCAGCAUGAUCCCGGCCCCUGCAUGUGACCAGUUCAUCACAUCGCCCAGACUCAAGAGAGGAGAUUGUUUUUUUUUUUAUUUCUUACGUGGAGGACAUGGAACAAAGGAGGCACAGACUGACUCCAAGUUGUUUUCUGUUGGAGAUUCCAUUGACAGGAACUCAACAUGUGUUGCAUGACUUGAUGCGAAGACGGAAGAUGUACAGAAGACCUCCCGGUGGAUAUACAACAACAAACGUUCCCCAGAAACACAGUCGGAAACAUUUUCAUGUCGAAACAACUUCUGCAAAAUCAUUGUGAUCAUUCUGUGUCUUGUUUCUUUAACAUGAGAAUUUUUGAUACAUUUAUUGCGUUGUCGAGUCUGCGCGACUCUUUGUCUUAAGGUCAGAGCAUGAUAAUCUGCAAAUUAUUCGUGUUGUAAAAUAUUUUAUCUUAAGGGCAUCUUAAGGUUGUUUGAGCUUCUCGGACAAAAAAGUAAAUUAUUGUUAUAUUAUUUAUUGUUAGGAAAACGAUUCGUAAAGGGAGUAUUAACUGAUGAAAAUAAAAAAAAGCUGA
Messenger RNA from Betta splendens (Siamese fighting fish), 1782 nucleotides. RefSeq names its product insulin gene enhancer protein ISL-3. Gene Ontology annotation, biological process: neuron fate specification; axonogenesis; positive regulation of transcription by RNA polymerase II. The transcript is spliced from 6 exons. Bases 271 to 1173 code for a protein of 300 amino acids. The record is from RefSeq and is a predicted model, not a curated record. NCBI's taxonomy places the organism in Eukaryota, Metazoa, Chordata, Actinopteri, Anabantiformes, Osphronemidae. Gene Ontology annotation, cellular component: nucleus. Gene Ontology annotation, molecular function: cis-regulatory region sequence-specific DNA binding; DNA-binding transcription factor activity, RNA polymerase II-specific.